Molecule: messenger RNA, 1006 nt
Organism: Nanorana parkeri
Lineage: Eukaryota; Metazoa; Chordata; Amphibia; Anura; Dicroglossidae
Gene: FSBP
Product: fibrinogen silencer binding protein
Exons: 2
Coding region: 99-989 (296 amino acids)
Source: RefSeq, a predicted model, not a curated record
UUUCCUUGUGUGUAUGUCUGUGGGGGAAAAAGAGCUGUGCAGAGCUCAAGGCUGAAUUGUGUUUCAGGAACUGUUUGCUAAUAAAGGAAGGCUUGAAAAUGGUGGGCAAAGCUCGGUCCUCCAAUUUCACAGUCUUUGAAAAGCUCGAUCUGCUCAGGCUGGUGAAGCCAUACAUAGGGGUUUUAGAGGAGCACACCAACAAACAUUCGGUGAUCAUUGAGAAAAACAACUGCUGGGAGAUCAUCGCAGAAAAGUACAACGCUUUGGGAGGAGGGCGUCCCCUGCGCACGGCGCAAGGCCUGCGCACACUUUACAAGCGGCUGAAGGAGUACGGCAAGCAGGAACUGCUCCAGUGCAAGACGACGCAAGCGGACUAUCAUAGCACGGUGUCCGAGGCCACCAAGAAACUUGUUGAAAUUAUUCCUCAGUUUGGCAGCGUGUGUUUCGGAAGAGACCUCAACGGAUUGUCAAGUGAAUCGUUACAUCUGGAGCCCGAACCAGCGAUUCAUUCUCUUCCAACGCCAUUACCAGAUCAGCAUGCCACGGUCACUGUGCAGUUGGAGUCGGAGGAGGAUGUAAAACCUCCACCCUCCGAGCUCAUACCUCAGCCGGAAGCAUCUCUAGAAGAUGCCGAGGAUCUGGAAUUUGAACAGUCCCUAGAUGGAUCAUUAUCCCCGUCUUUAUCCUCGGUGGACAUGAGAUUAUCUCUGUCUCCGCCUUUACCUCGGUCAGAAGAAUGCUUCAAUCCGACCAGGCAGCAUCUGAGAACAGACUGUGCCUGCAGCCCAGACAUUUUACACUUGCUGAAGAAAGAGCACCAGAUCGUUUUUAACAACCAAAAACAAUACGGAUUUUACAUCAAAGAAAAACGAGAAGCCUUAAAAAGGAGGCAACACCUGGAGGAAGAAUUGCUCAAAUCCAAAAUUAAAGUGGAGAAAUUAAAAGCAAUUAAACUGAAAAGAGACUUGCCCGAAUACAGCAUUUUGUGAAGUUUACUUUGUCUUGU